UUGAAAUGACUGUAUCGCCAAACCCACGAAGAAACUCUGCGGAGGAAGGAGAGGCCUUCCUACCACACACUGACCCUCCAGAUGCUCCGCUGCGCCCCGCGAAAAAGAAACCAUGGCUCCUGCUCAUAGGCCUCGUCUUCGCCCUCAUCACGUUCAUCGACAUAGGCGCGUACCUCGCCGACCCGCCUCAAACGCGCAUCUUCGAAGCAAACCUGUGUCUCAAAUACUACCUCGAGCAGGAUCCCUCGGUGAUAGAGGCUGACGGAACUAUACCAGAGAAGCUGUGCAAGGUCGACAUAGUGCAGCAGAGACUAGCCAGCAUCAUGGGAUGGGCAGAAAUGUUCAUGGCGCUGCCUGGCCUCUUAUUGGCCAUUCCGUAUGGGACUUUGGCUGAUAAGAUAGGCAGGAAAUGGAUCUUUACAGCGAGUUUGGUGGGCAUUGUGCUCAACUUUGCUUGGUCCCUGUUAAUAUGCUACUUCACAUCCCUUCCCCUGGAACUGACCUGGUUCUCCAGCGCAUUUACCAUAAUUGGAGGCGGCCCUUUUGUCGCCAUCGCCAUCGGGCUCACCAUGAUUUCCGAUAUCGCGCCUGCGGAGAAGCGCACUACACUCUUUUUAUACUUGACUGCAUGUAUCUUGCUGGCUGAGAUGGUUGCACCCAUGAUGGCAUCGUGGCUCAUGGAGUAUGGAGAUUGGCUGCCCCUGCUACUGGCUUUUGGGUUUCAGGUGGUCGGUGUCUUUGUGUCGCUAUUUAUCCCAGAGACUCUGCACAUGCGCGACUUGCCAGAACCUAAAGACACCGAUGGCCAAAACAUUGAGAUGCAACAAAUGGGGGGUAUGUUUUCAAUGCGAUCGCAAUUACACAACUUUCAGGGGGCGAUUCAGUUUUUGAGAGAUGAUUGGACGCUCGCCCUGGUCGUCUUUACGUUCUUGGCAAACAGGCUUGGGAGACAGUCCAUUUCCCUUUUGGUGCGGUAUGCGUCGAAGCGCUACGGUUGGGAAAUCAAGAAAGCAGCAUACUUGCUGUCGUUCCGGGCAGCAGCUAACCUCGGAUCCGUCAGCGUUGUCCUUCCACUGAUCAACUUUCUUCUUUUGAAAAAGCUACACUUUCCAGCGCACCGAGCUGACAUGUGGAUUGCAUGUGGUUCCAUCACACUUACAACCAUUGCGCUUUUUGCCAUGGGCAUCGCUGCGCAUCCUGGACUACUGAUCAUUGGUCUUCUGAUAUACAACAUGGGCUCUGGCUACACUGCAGCUAUGCGCUCCAUCUCUAUCCAUGUCAUCGGGGGCCAGUCAAGUCCCAACAUAGGCAAAUUGAUGAGUACCAUUGCUAUGGCCGAGAGCUUUGGCGCAAUGAUUGGCGGACCGCUGCUGAAUGAAUUAUUUCAGGUGGGCAUAGGCUUUGGUGGCAUGUGGCUGGGUCUGCCAUUUUUGGGCUCUUCUCUCGUGUAUUUCUUCAUGACCUUUGUAACAUUCUCUAUCGACGUGAAGGACCAGAAGACUGGUUAUGUAGAGGUGCGUGGUGACGACGAAGACUUGUUCUAUGGCGAAGGGGGUGGCUCGUUGCAGCUGCGCUAGUAGGCAACUGGCCAGAAAGAGACUUUGUGAGGACUGUUUAGAAUGCGUUGUUUGAUCUAGAUAUUUACUAGCCGGGUCUAUAUUUUCUUUUGGGCGAGAGGAAGAUGGAUGAUAACGCGCCGGUGACCGACUUAACGAGGG
Messenger RNA from Exserohilum turcica Et28A, 1718 nucleotides. RefSeq lists its product as uncharacterized. The coding region runs from base 6 to 1577 and encodes 523 amino acids. The record is from RefSeq and is a predicted model, not a curated record. The transcript is spliced from 2 exons. Gene Ontology annotation, molecular function: transmembrane transporter activity. Gene Ontology annotation, biological process: transmembrane transport. Lineage: Eukaryota; Fungi; Ascomycota; Dothideomycetes; Pleosporales; Pleosporaceae. Gene Ontology annotation, cellular component: membrane.